CUGCUGUCGAUCACUCAGAAGCUACGCCCAUCCAAACACGCUCAAGGAGACCAACGGCACAACUUGACAGCAUUUCAUCCUCUUGUUUACUAAAACAUUUUACGCACGCUGCGUAGCUGUGGUUUGAUUCUGCUCAAACUGUCGAGAUGGCUUCCAGCUUCAGGAAACCCAGUGCCACGACAAACCAGCGGAAGAGAGCAGGACCCAAACCUGAACUGACAGAGGAACAGAGGCAGGAGAUCAAAGAGGCGUUCGAUCUGUUUGACACUGACGGGUCUGGAAACAUAGAUGUAAAGGAACUGAAGGUUGCCAUGCGAGCUCUGGGGUUUGAACCAAAGAAAGAAGAGAUAAAAAAGAUGAUCGCUGAUAUUGAUAAAGAAGGGUCGGGCAUAAUUAGCUUCAAUGAUUUCCUUUCUAUGAUGACACAGAAAAUGAGUGAGAAGGACUCGAAAGAAGAAAUCCUGAAAGCUUUCAGGCUAUUCGACGACGACUGCACUGGCAAAAUCUCUUUCAAAAAUCUCAAGCGAGUAGCCAAAGAGCUCGGGGAGAACCUCACGGACGAAGAGUUACAGGAAAUGAUCGAUGAGGCCGACAGAGAUGGUGACGGAGAGAUUAAUGAGCAGGAGUUUCUACGGAUAAUGAAAAAGACCAGUCUGUACUGAAUCACUAAAACUAUUAUUUCUAUAA
Molecule: messenger RNA, 687 nt
Organism: Carassius auratus (goldfish)
Lineage: Eukaryota; Metazoa; Chordata; Actinopteri; Cypriniformes; Cyprinidae
Product: caltractin-like
Exons: 5
Coding region: 147-662 (171 amino acids)
Cellular component (GO): myosin II complex
Molecular function (GO): calcium ion binding
Source: RefSeq, a predicted model, not a curated record